Messenger RNA from Canariomyces notabilis, 1295 nucleotides. RefSeq lists its product as uncharacterized. Lineage: Eukaryota; Fungi; Ascomycota; Sordariomycetes; Sordariales; Chaetomiaceae. The transcript has a single exon. The record is from RefSeq and is a predicted model, not a curated record. Bases 1 to 1152 code for a protein of 383 amino acids.
AUGACUUCUCGGUGCUUUAUUCCUCUGGAACCUCCUUCCCGCGUGGAAACUCACCCUGAGUCCAGCAGCGUGGCCCGUCCGUCCUCAGAUACAAUCCAUCAACUCAUCUCAGGUACAAAUAAGCUUGACCUGUCUACGGCGGCAUCGAAUAAGGGCAGCAAAGAAGACAGAUUCGCUCACGACGGCGACACCAACAUGCAUAAUCCUUUUUGGCCGCCAGGCCAUGGACCGGCAUACCCAGCCCCUGAGCUCAUCGCAGCCAGCACCGGAUACGGAUACGGAUUUAAUCAGCUCCCAAGCUUUACCCAGCCAGCCAUCCAGUAUCAGGACCAUGGAAAUACAAACGGCAUUCUCGACUUCGACCAUGGGAACAAUGUCGAGUGCAACUUUCAGGAGUCGUACUACGGCAACGAUUACAUAUGGCCCGAGGGGGGCCACUACGGCAGCGAAAUUGAGUUUCCAGAGGAGUACUACAGCAGCAACAGCAGUGACGAGGACGGUUACGGUGGAAACUGCUAUCACGACGAGUCGGACCACGAGUAUCAGGCGGACGACGAAGACGAAGGGCCGGGACAGGAAGAGGAUUCGGACGACUAUGAUCCCGAUUUUGAUCCCAGCCCGGGCCAAUUCCACGAUGCUUCAGAGUUCACCCCUGACUCAAAUCAUGCACCAUAUUCCGAUUUUGAACCCAGCCAGCAGUAUGAUGCCUCAGACUUCUACCGUUCCUUCAUGUUGCCCGGCAUGUACUUCAACUUGAACUCCCAUGACAACAACUCUGGAGCAACCACCCCCACUAUGUCAGCCGACGCGGCCCGUGAGCUUCGAGCCUGGUUCGAAAUCCCAACCCCAGACGCCAGCUCAGACGAGACAGAGCGCAGCCAAGCCGAGGACUACAAUCCCAAUUCGGACUACGGCCAACAAUUCUACCAUGUUCCAGCCUCCUACCCGUCCGUGCCAGUCCCGCCCUUCUACUACAACUCCGCCUACAACAAUGCACCAACCAUCAACAACCACCGCCCUACAGGCCCCAUGAUGAUGAUGACAAUGACCCCCGAAGCCGAAGCCGACCUCCGCGCCUGGUUCGACAUGCCCGAAGCCGACUACGUCACCACCGAGUCUGACCAUGACCACGGCGACGACGCCUCCUCAUAGGAUGGGGACGCCGACUCUGACUCUGACUCCGACUCUGGAUCAUUAUCAUCGACGGCAGACAGCGAAAUUCUUGGCUUGCAAUCCCCCGCGUUCGACGAGGUCUUGGCCGAGGAUUGAGCAGCUCCUGAGUCGGCUUGAGGACU